This is a messenger RNA of Synchiropus splendidus (mandarinfish), 2966 nucleotides long. RefSeq names its product microtubule-associated protein 6b (gene map6b). The coding region runs from base 65 to 1075 and encodes 336 amino acids. The transcript is spliced from 3 exons. Lineage: Eukaryota; Metazoa; Chordata; Actinopteri; Syngnathiformes; Callionymidae. Gene Ontology annotation, molecular function: calmodulin binding; microtubule binding. The record is from RefSeq and is a predicted model, not a curated record. Gene Ontology annotation, biological process: microtubule cytoskeleton organization; cytoskeleton-dependent intracellular transport; regulation of microtubule cytoskeleton organization. Gene Ontology annotation, cellular component: Golgi-associated vesicle; cis-Golgi network; microtubule.
GUGAGGCGCGCUUGGAUCGGGGCUGGUGGAGCCGCUGUUCGUCGUCCUGUUUUCUGCCUUCAUCAUGGCGUGGCCGUGCAUCACGCGUGCUUGCUGCAUCAACCGCUUCUGGAGCGAGCUGGACAAAGCGGACAUCGCGGUGCCUUUGGUUUUCAGCAAAUACUCGGAUGUGGCCGACGUGCAGCACGUCCCCCAUCACCCGCAGCCGAGGCUGAAGAGGAGCGGUGCCAUAGAAACGCAGCCUCAUCCCGGCGACGCGGCGGCCCAAGAUGCCUCUUCUGCGUCCGUCAUGCGUCAAGACUUCAAGGCGUGGAAGGUGCGACCUGAGCCGAGCUGCAAGCCCAGGAACGAGUUCCAGCCGUCGCACGCGCCGUUCAACCCCGAGACCCAGUAUCAGAAGGACUACAAGCCGUGGCCGAUACCGAAGAAGCACGACCACCCCUGGAUCCCCAGAGCUUCGGCCAGAGUGGAGCCCGGGGAGGCCGAGACCAGCGGGCUGGAGAAGAGCGAGAUCGAGGAGAAGACGCACGAGAAGGAGACCAAGUCGCUGGAGAGGAAGGGAGAGGAGAAGACGGAGGCGGGCGGCGAGCAGAAGCGCAGCAGAGCGGCGGCAGACGCCGUCAACCGACAGAUCAAGGAGGUGAUGACCACCUCCAGUAGCUACAGAACUGAGUUUAAGGCCUACAAGGAUGUGAAACCGGUGAAGCCCAUCAAAGCUCCGUCUCAGUAUCAACCUCCGGGUGAGGAAACCAGCCUGGAGACCAGCUACAGUGCCACGUUCAAGGGGGAGCAGGUGAAAUCCCACCCUGCUGACAACAAGCUGCAGGAGCGCAGGAGGAUACGCAGCCUGUACAGUGAGCCCAGCAAGGAGAGCCACAAGGUGGACAAACUCGUGCCUCGCACCAAGCCAAAAAAGACGCCCACAACCACAACAGGGAGGAUGGUGAAGAAAGCAAAGGAGCGGCAGGUGCCGGGCCCCGCCAAGAAGAAGCCCCCCAUGGAAGCCAAGUCUGAGGGAGCGGUGACCAAGAAGAGCAAAGAGAUCAGCAAUAGACUGGCGGAGGCCAAGCAGUAGACCAGUCCUGUCGCGCUGAACAGGGGUCGCCGAACCGGUCAGAUGCGAUUUGACAGACAAAAAUAAACAGAAACAAAAUAUAGAAUUUAAAACUAUGCAAAAAAAAAUCAAUAAACAUGAUGAGCAAACUGCCAAAAGGUUUCAGCUGCAGGGCACAGGAAAAAGAAAUGAUCCUCCCUUUAAACUGGUGAGGUUCGGUGACCCCUGUUCACCACCUGUGUGUGAGUGAUUCCCCCGUUUUGUUUGCACAGACCAGCUUUAUAUUAUCGAGCACAUGAUUUGCACAUUAUUCACAACAACAAGGAGCCGUCCAUUCUUUUUGCCGUAUGCAAAUGAUUGUAGAAGCCAAAAGAGGGAGACUUUUCUCUGAGUUCCUGUGAGGAGUCCGUCCAUGUUUCCUACAGUCACAGUGCCUCCACUCUCUGGUCCUGGUUUUCCUUUCAUUGUUCGGGAUGAUCUCUGGUGGUUGCUAGGAAACCGAAUGAAGUGUAAUAUAAUUGCUAGUGCUUGCAUGCGAGGCCCCGUUCCUUGGUUGAGUCGCAACAUUUUAGCAGACCAGACGUCGCUGCUGCGCUUGUAAAUUCAGCCGCACUGGGGCGAAGACGUAGACGCCGGGACUUUUCAGAUAUAAUGCAUGUGUAGUUGUAGAUUCUGGUCAGAUCAGAUGAAGAAAUCACCAUCAAGCUGCUGUAAAACAUUUAAAAAAAAACCCACACCAGCAUCGUAGUUCCAGCCACAUUCAUCCUUGGAUCCACUGGAGAAAACAAGAUCUACUCAAACAAGACAACGAUGAAAGUCUGAUCACUCCAGCUCCUGAAGCUGCUGCUGUCAUGUGCGCGUGUGAUUGAAAACGCCACCACGGCCUUCACUCUGCUCGACUCCGGUCCGCGCCGUGCCCAGCUUGACCACAAGAAGUGCUGCUGAGCGCUGGAUCAACCAACACCCUGGUGCUACUCCCAUCGUCUGUGUCUGCUGACCAGAGUGAGACAGCUCAGCGAGCGUGUGUCAUAUCGCUGCAGAUGUUGUGACUUUGUGCUUCUCAGCUCGCUCUGAAUGAAAUACGAUUAAAGCAAUGAUGCAAAGCAUCCUGCUCCGACCUUGUGCAUGGUUUCUCUGGCUCUCAAGAAGCUACGGAACAGACCAGCAAGAGUGUGUUUUGUUUAUGUUGGUUGUCAUUGACAGGAGAGGAUCAGAGUAUAUCAGAGGUCACUUAGAGAGGAAGGGGGGCAGAGACAGGGAGGCCAGAUGGUUUGGGCACGUGGAGAGAAGGGACAGUGUAGGACCAAGGAUGUUGCUUGAAGAAUAAAGAAGAGAGGUAAAGGUGGAUAAGAUGGACGGAUGGAUGGAAUCGACGGAUCGACAGACAGAUAGAUAGAUAGAUGAUAGAUAGAUAGACAGACAGAUAGAUAGAUAGACAGAUAGAUAGAUAGACAGACAGAUAGAUAGACAGACAGAUAGAUAGAUAGACAGAUAGAUAGAUAGACAGACAGAUAGAUAGACAGACAGAUAGAUAGAUAGACAGACAGAUAGAUAGAUAGACUAGUUAUAUAGUUAGCAUAUAGUUUACAACAAAAACAAACAAAACGAGAGGAAAUUUGGUUAAAGCAAUAUAAGAGUGAUAAUAAGUGGAAGGAAAAUCCAAUGUUGAAUAUCCACCCUGAUGCUCCCAUGUCAUGCUGCAAAACAAAUAUCUGCUUUUUUCAAAUGUUAUAGUGAUAAAUGAUUCACUUGGAACUCAUUCACAGUUUUUGUUUCACUUAAAAUACGUAGAUAAUUACCAUUUUUAUGCAAUGAUGGAGCGAGUGAUGACCAGCAGGAGACGGUGAGGAGUCAAGAUCAGUGAAGCAAGAGACAGAGACGACGUCCUGAAGAGGAAUAAUGGAGGUAAAUG